AUGAGUUCACAGCGGCUUGCGCUAUCGAAUAUUAUUCGACAUGGUCAACGAUUUGUUCAUUUACCACAUCCGAUCCCAGCUUCGGCUUCAAGUUCGGAUACGGAACCUCCACCACCAAAUCUUCCCCGAUUCUCCGAUGUUGUUUUACCAUUGGUGAACUGUUUCAACACUGGUCCACCUUCACUACAAUUUUCACCACUUAUCGGAAGUUCCCAUUGGGUUCCUUCACUUGUGCUAGCCGGUUCUGGACCACUUUCUCUUCGUGUCCUCCAGGGUAACGAACAUGCAGUUCAAUUUCGAAUUCCGCCGAAACCCACUGUUGUUGAGGUGGGUGUACAAACUGAUGACAAUGAAUCUGAUGUUUUAUCGGGCCUAGAAGUUACUCCUUCAACAGAAGACAAAGCAAAAUGGGAGAUGGAAAAUCUUUUAGGUGAAGAACUUCUCAGGAAAGGUGAACGAGGAGAUGCUAUACGUAGGUUUCAAGCUGCUGCCUCACAUGGAAAUCCUGAUGCUAUGAAUAAAGUAGCUGAAUUUCUCUUCACUGGCAAAGGUGUUGUAGAAAAUAAAAAGGAGGCGAUACGUUUGUGGGAACAAGCUGCAGCGCUGGGACAAGUGAGUGCUAUGUAUUCAUUAGCUGUAUACCACAUUAACGCCGCAACUGAGGGCGACAAAACGGUCGAUAAGAUGCGAGCGCUGCGAUUGAUGCGACGAGCUGCAGCUGGAGGAAACCCACACGCAGCAUUCUACCUUGUAAUUCGCUACAUCCGUGACUCAGACAUGGAUUCUGCCAAGAAAAUGAUUAGCAUAGCAGCACGGGACAAGAAUUAUGCCAACAAGAUGCGGUCGUGGGUGGAAGAAGAUUCGCUCAGUGAUAAAUUCUCUGGACUCGUACUUCAGGAGCUUUCUUCCCAAAUGUGCGAGCUGUCCAUUGAACAUGACUAA
Messenger RNA from Necator americanus (New World hookworm), 942 nucleotides. RefSeq lists its product as uncharacterized. The transcript is spliced from 6 exons. NCBI's taxonomy places the organism in Eukaryota, Metazoa, Nematoda, Chromadorea, Rhabditida, Ancylostomatidae. The record is from RefSeq and is a predicted model, not a curated record. Gene Ontology annotation, molecular function: protein binding. Bases 1 to 942 code for a protein of 313 amino acids.